AUGCGGGGGCAAAGACACCGGGUUGGGUCAUCGGGUCAUCGCCAGAGGCGGAGCCGCUCCCGCACCAGCAUCUAUGGCCUGUCCUUUACUGCGAGGGACAUGGAGUCCCUCCUGAGGGACGGCCACUACACCCAGCACCUCAGCUCUUCCGCUCCGAUCUUCCUCAUGGCUAUCAUCGAAUAUAUCACCGCCAAGGUCCUGGAGCUGGCAGGCAGGGAGGCCCGGAACCGCGGUCAGAGCCGAAUUACUCCGGAGUCAUUGGACAUGGCCAUCCACAAUAAUUUGCAGCUUCGUGCCUUCUUCUGGAAUACGACCAUCUGCCAGGUGCUCACGCACCAGGAGUAA
Molecule: messenger RNA, 345 nt
Organism: Hipposideros armiger (great roundleaf bat)
Lineage: Eukaryota; Metazoa; Chordata; Mammalia; Chiroptera; Hipposideridae
Product: histone H2A-Bbd type 2/3-like
Exons: 1
Coding region: 1-345 (114 amino acids)
Cellular component (GO): nucleosome
Molecular function (GO): structural constituent of chromatin; DNA binding; protein heterodimerization activity
Source: RefSeq, a predicted model, not a curated record